CGAUAGUCAAAGUAAACUUUGCAUUUAUUGUAUAAGGGGAGGAACCAAAAAUAAUGCUGCUGCUGCUGCUGCUGUUCAGCCUGCCAAUGGCAAGAAACGACUCUGGGAAGUACACAACUGGACUUACUCUUCAGCCCCAGCAAUGCCAUAUCCACGAGGAGGUCUUCCUCACGAAGGAGCUCUUCCAUCCUCUUCAAGGUGUCACCGCCAAGCGGUUGCAUUUGACCUGGUGGUGUGCCCUCCUGGAAAGCCUCUUCCUGCUGCUGCUGGUGAAGCUGCUGCAGUGGUAGUACUAUGAGCCAACAGUAGACGCGCGCUUUUGGGCCCGGCGCUGGAAAAUCGCUGACAAAUGUUUCCGUCAAAACAUACAAUAAAGUUUUCAUUUUGUUUUGUCAAAGUCCAGGCCAAAAGGCACAGUGGUAAUGGGACCAUGGAAAUUCAGGUGAAGAAAUAUAGCUUCAAAUCAAAUUUAAAAAAUUACCUGGUUUUGAUAAA
Drosophila gunungcola (fruit fly) is the source of this 495-nucleotide messenger RNA. RefSeq lists its product as uncharacterized. Lineage: Eukaryota; Metazoa; Arthropoda; Insecta; Diptera; Drosophilidae. The transcript has 3 exons. Bases 54 to 290 code for a protein of 78 amino acids. The record is from RefSeq and is a predicted model, not a curated record.